Tripterygium wilfordii is the source of this 1242-nucleotide messenger RNA. Its product is annotated as ABSCISIC ACID-INSENSITIVE 5-like protein 3. The record is from RefSeq and is a predicted model, not a curated record. Gene Ontology annotation, cellular component: nucleus. The transcript is spliced from 4 exons. Bases 274 to 1242 code for a protein of 322 amino acids. Gene Ontology annotation, biological process: positive regulation of DNA-templated transcription. Gene Ontology annotation, molecular function: DNA-binding transcription factor activity. NCBI's taxonomy places the organism in Eukaryota, Viridiplantae, Streptophyta, Magnoliopsida, Celastrales, Celastraceae.
CGUAUUGAAUUGCAUCUCUAUAUCCCACCAAAAUAGCAUGAAAAUCAGGUAUAGCUGUUAAGCUCAAUCUCUCUCUCUCUCUAGAUCUAUAACAGGAAAGCUCAUCACCAUCAGCUUAUUCACCAAGGCUCCAAAAUCGUCUCUAACGCGUAUUUCGAACAUUCUGGCGUCCCAUGCUUCACUACUAGCGUUCUUCAAGACUCUUUGGAAGUCACAUAACUGGCAUAAGGACUGGUUUGGUGUUAUUUAUACUACCUCAAUGUAAGGUGAUUGAUGGAUCAUAGAACUGAUGGAGCUCAAGGGCCUCAGUUUCUGGCUCUGGCUCGAAAAGGGUCGAUGUGCAAUCUUGCCUUUGAUGAUGUCCAAUCCCAAUUGGGGAACAUUGGGACGCCAUUGAAUACUAUGAAUUUUGAUGAAUUACUGAGAAAUGUGGUUUCUGUUGAAGAAUCUAAGAUGGGUCAGAAUCAAAACAGGUCAUCUUCCUCUUCAUCGUCUUUUUCCACUUCAUUAUUUCCCGGAGACAACGUUUUGAGCAAAAAAAAUGCUUCAGUUCCACAAGGAGAGACAACAGUACUGGAGGAUUUUCUAGCGCGCGCCGGCGUUAGUAAUCCGCAGCCGGCGAUGGUAAAUGAUCCGAUUGUGAUGGCGUCGGAGCAGGCAGACUGGUUGCAAUUUCAAAUGGGUGGUGUUCAGCAAGAGCAGAGUCACAUCAUAAUGAGGGAUUUUGAAUCUCAUGUUUCUGAUUCAAUCUGUGGAGACCCAGUUGAUGGGUACUCGGAGAAUAAUCAAUUUGGAAUGACAAUGCCAGUGCCAGGAAUGUCAGCAGUAUCACCGGAAUCUCAGGCGGAAAAGAAAUGUCGAUAUCCGGACGAAGUGAAGGAGAAGAGUGUUGAGAGGAGGCAGAGGAGGAUGAUCAAGAACAGAGAGUCUGCAGCAAGGUCCAGGGAAAGGAAACAGGCUUACACCAGUCAUUUGGAGCAUGAAGUGCUUCACUUGAGGAAAACAAACAGCAAGCUCAAAAACCAAAAGGAGGCAGAGAUGCCAUUAGCCUCCCCUGCUAUUCCUGCUGUUGUUAUUUUAAAAGAAAGCCACACUAACCAUAGCCACUCGUUUAUGAGAUUAUAUAUGAAAAAGGGAAAAUUAUUUUCCUUUUGGAGAUACUUCAUGGUUGAUUCCCUCUUACAAGUGAAAGAGGAGGUGUUCCCUUACAAGCAGCAGAAAAAGAAAAUAUUUUCGAAAUAA